GACAAAGCACAUCUCAACGCUCUUCCUCGCCCUCCUUCGAGUUGGUAAUGUUUUCCCCCGCACUGGGCAGGGCUGUCCGCUCCACCUGCGCCAUCUCUGCCGGCCCCGUUUGCAAUGCGCGGGCAGCAACAGUCGCCUCCAUAAGCGCUGCAUCACAGCCCUUCUCCCGAAGACCGCAUCAGCGACGACCGUCAUCUUCAAAGGCCUCAAUCCCCCCGGACGGAGCGAACGGCUCAAGCUCACCUCAGCAGACAGCUACAACGCCUGCCGCGAGGUCCCCGGGGAAGAAACUCGCUGCACGUGGUGGCCGGAAGAGAGCCUCGCCAUCUCUUCUAAACGUGCCUCAUGUGCCACCUACAGAUCACCUUCAACAGUUAGAUGUGAAGAUAUCUUCCUUCUUUUCCCUUCACCGCCCCAUAUCUGUCACAACACCUAUUCCUCCAACAACCACCGAGGCCUCCUUCGGCGCGAUAUUCGAGCCGCGACUGUUGAACAACCGGAAUAAAUUCAUCGAUGUCCUGAACACCCUCUCACAUGGCGUAGAAACUUUAGAAGCAGCGGCGUACGGCAACGAAGAGAGCGAUCUACGCGCGGAAAUACUACACCACUCUGCGUCAAACUCGGGCGAUAUCAUGCAUCUCGAUGAACUCCCUCAGGACAAGAUUGAUCGAAUGAUAUCCCAGCUCAUUCCUUUCAACCCUCCGCCCGCACCGGUACCUUUCGGCGAAGCGCAGGCGGCAAAGAAGGUAUCAUCAAAGGACCAGAGUCAAGAUGUUGCCACGGCACAAAUCUCGAAAACAAAACAGAAAGCAUGGACUACUACUGUUGUAGUCACCGAGUCGACAGACGCUACGGGAGAGCGGACCUACUCGGCCUCCACUUCCCCGAUGGUUGAGAUACAAGUCCCUGAAGAAAGGUCAGAGCAGUCUAGCGAGGUCGGGAUCCGCCAGCCAUUCCUCCAUCGUAUGGGAAUACGAGAACGGGCAUAUACCCAGUAUCUUGACGAUAUGGCGAGCAAGAAGCGGGGUUCCUUUUUGCUGAUCAGCACUAAGAGGCGGAGAUCAUUGAAGAUGAAGAAGCACAAAUACAAGAAGCUGAUGAAAAGAACCCGCCUAUUGCGUAGAAAGCUGGAUCGAACAUAAAGCAUGGUAAAUGCUGUUGCUUCAAGUCGGCUCUUUUCGGAACUAUAUUUUCCUUUUUGUUCUCCCCAUAGCCUUGGCCGUCCGAUCACGAACUCUCAAGUCGUUCACGAUCAGCUCUUCAAUAGCCUCUAGCAUAGUUUUGGGUGCAUAAUGGUGCUAGCCUUGGCACUGGCGGUUUCCUCGCUAUAUCACACUCAAAUAUCAUCCCGAGUCCCUCCGCUUUCCUGCAUAGCGUCUAAAUAUCCACAAUCGCAUCUGAAUGUUUACACUUUGAUCUUACG
Messenger RNA from Mytilinidion resinicola, 1423 nucleotides. RefSeq lists its product as uncharacterized. Gene Ontology annotation, cellular component: mitochondrion. The transcript has 2 exons. Gene Ontology annotation, biological process: mRNA processing. Bases 48 to 1142 code for a protein of 364 amino acids. The record is from RefSeq and is a predicted model, not a curated record. Lineage: Eukaryota; Fungi; Ascomycota; Dothideomycetes; Mytilinidiales; Mytilinidiaceae.